Messenger RNA from Closterium sp. Naga37s-1, 465 nucleotides. Lineage: Eukaryota; Viridiplantae; Streptophyta; Zygnematophyceae; Desmidiales; Closteriaceae. The record is from the annotation of a GenBank genome assembly.
AUGGCACCAGCGCGAGUGCUCCCUCUUCCCACAGCCAUAGUCGUCCGCGAUGCGCGCUCCGACGCCGUACUCGCGCAGUUCCUAGGCGGCAAGCCGGCCGGCGAGUUAUGCGACGCGCUGGAGCGACUCACGGGGUCGCCGGGCUGUCUCGUGCUCGGGGACAAGGCGUCCCAAGGCGCACCGCUCGUACUGACUGAAUCGGAUGUGAUACAAUCGGGGACGUACCACUGGCGAGUGGCUAUAACGAGAUCUUCCUCUCACCCCACCACCCAGCCGCACACCCCCCGUACAAUCACACCCGCCACCGCCACCAUGAUUGGUCCGCGCAACUCGCGGCGUCCAUACUCGCUAUACUCAUCCUCGGUAGCGGUAUCCAGCUGCUCAUCAUGCUCGCAGCCCUCCCCUUCUGCAGUUACCGCUGGUCCUGCGCCUUUUCCCACUACCGCUCGUUCAUCUCCUUUAUAG